Molecule: messenger RNA, 4413 nt
Organism: Brettanomyces nanus
Lineage: Eukaryota; Fungi; Ascomycota; Pichiomycetes; Pichiales; Pichiaceae
Exons: 1
Coding region: 1-4413 (1470 amino acids)
Biological process (GO): resolution of meiotic recombination intermediates; sister chromatid segregation; DNA topological change
Cellular component (GO): nucleus
Molecular function (GO): ATP binding; DNA binding; DNA topoisomerase type II (double strand cut, ATP-hydrolyzing) activity
Source: RefSeq, a predicted model, not a curated record
AUGGCUUCUGAUGACGAUGCUGACUUCUUACUGGAAGAGAGCUUUCAUUCCUCCAGCAUUAAUCAUAAGAAGUCGUCUCCUCUAGCUACGUCAACCAAUAAGAUAAACGGUGGUAGCACUACGCACAAGUCUUCUUCUGCUUCCCACAAAAACUCGUCUGCAUCCGAUCACUACCAGAAACUCAGUCAGUUGGAGCAUAUUUUGAAAAGACCUGAUAGUUAUAUUGGAUCUAUCGAAAAGUUUGAAUCUGAACAAUGGGUUUACAACUCCGAGACUGAAGCCAUGGAGUUCAAGAAGGUUAACAUUGUUCCUGGUCUAUUUAAAAUUUUCGAUGAGAUUUUGGUCAAUGCAGCGGAUAACAAGAUCAGAGACUCCUCUAUGAAAAAGAUCGAUGUUAAAAUUGAUGCUGAAAAGAACAUAUUCUCCGUGAAGAAUGACGGAAGGGGCAUUCCAGUGGAAAUUCACACCAAGGAGAACAUGUACAUUCCGCAAAUGAUCUUUGGUAAUCUUCUCACCUCCAGUAAUUAUAACGAUAAAGAAAAGAAGGUAACUGGAGGUCGUAAUGGUUAUGGUGCCAAGCUUUGUAACAUUUUUUCCACCGAAUUUAUCGUGAAGACUGCUGAUAAGUCCAAUGGAAAGACAUAUACCCAAUCCUGGCAUAAUAAUAUGUCUAUUGUGGAUAAGCCGGUUAUUAAACCAAUGAAGAACAAAACUGAAUAUACUGAAAUCAUUUUCAAGCCUGAUUUGGCUAAAUUUGGCAUGGAUCAUUUGGAUGCUGACAUUUUAGGCAUCCUUCAGCGUCGUGUCUUUGAUGUGUGCGGUUCUGUUCGUGGUAUUCGUGUUAGUCUUAAUGGGAAGACUUUGAGAAUUAACAAUUUCAAACAGUACACCGAGAUGUAUAUAAAAGCACUUGCAGAGGAAAAAAGUAGUAUCUCCAGAAGCUCGUCUGCUCCAAUUAAGAAGGAGUCUUUUGAUGACGACGCUCUGGCAGAGAAAGAUAUUCCGACUGCAGUGGAAAUAGAGAAGCCACCUACGAUUGUUUACCAGUCUCUAAAUGAACGUUGGGAAGUGGCAUUUUCUGUGUCCAACGGCAAUUUUAGUCAAGUGUCCUUCGUGAAUUCGAUUGCCACAACAUCCGGUGGUACCCAUGUUGAUCUUAUUACUAACAUGCUUGUCAAUAAAAUCAUGGAGUAUGUAAAAAAGAAGCACCGUCGUGCUAUGUUGAGACCUUUCCAGGUGAAAAACAAUAUGUUCAUUUUUAUCAAUUGUCUAAUUGAGAAUCCUGCCUUUACUUCGCAAACCAAGGAGCAGCUAACGACUAGACCCUCUCAGUACGGUGGUAAGGAGCUCGAGUUCCCUGAAGCCUUUUUGAAAAAGGUGUAUAAUUCGGGCAUCUUGGAUCAAGUGUUGGAUAUUGCUGAGGCAAAUGCCGAUCGGGCUCUUAAGAAGAUGGAUGGUAGUCGAAAAAAUAGAAUCACUGGAUACCCCAAGUUGGAAGAUGCAAAUAGGGCCGGUACUCGCGAAGGUCAUAAAUGUACUUUGAUCCUUACUGAGGGUGAUUCUGCCUUGACUUUAGCCGUAGCAGGUUUGGCUGUUGUUGGCCGUAACUAUUACGGCUGUUACCCACUACGUGGUAAAAUGUUAAAUGUUCGUGAGGCUAGUUUAGAUCAAAUCAUGAAGAAUCAGGAGAUUCAGGCUAUCAAGCAGAUUAUGGGUCUUCACCAUAAGAAGCGGUAUGAUAGUUCCAACAUUAAGUCUUUGAGAUACGGUCAUCUUAUGAUUAUGACAGAUCAGGAUCAUGAUGGUUCCCAUAUUAAGGGCUUAAUCAUUAACUUCUUGGAGACUUCUUUCUUAGGUCUUUUGGAGAUUCCAAACUUUUUGAUUGAAUUCAUCACUCCUAUUGUCAAGGUAACCAUUUUAAGUGGUGUAAAUAAGAGGAACGUUAUUCCAUUCUAUAACAUGCCGGAAUACGAGAAAUGGCGUGAUGUUGAGGGUAUUGCUUGCUCUUAUAAACAAAAGUAUUACAAAGGUUUAGGUACGUCGACCCCAGGAGAAAUGCGAGAGUAUUUCAGCAAGCUUGAUAAACACUUAAAGAAGUUUCACGCUUUGCAAGAGGGCGAUGCUGUGUUUAUCGAUUUAGCCUUUUCCAAAAAAAAGGCUGAUGAUCGUAAAGAAUGGCUAAGGGCUUAUCAGCCGGGUACAUUCUUGGAUCCAGACUUGCAAGAAAUCCCGAUUUCUGACUUUAUUAACAAGGAGCUCAUUUUAUACUCGAUGGCCGACAAUAUUCGUUCGAUUCCUUCUGUUGUUGAUGGCUUCAAACCUUCUCAAAGAAAGAUCCUCUUUGGAUGCUACAAACGUAACUUAAAAGGAGAAAUCAAGGUUUCUCAGUUGGAAGGCUACAUUGCUGAGCAUACCGGUUAUCAUCAUGGUGAUGUCUCUUUGAUUCAAACCAUUGUGUCGUUGGCACAAGACUUUGUCGGUUCAAACAAUCUGAACUUGCUCUUCCCUCAUGGUGGUUUUGGUUCUCGUGGUGCAGGUGGUAAGGAUGCCGCCGCUGCUAGGUAUAUUUUUACUGAGCUUUCCGACAUUACGAGGAAGGUGUUCAAUCCGUUGGACAAUAAGCUUCUUACGUAUAUGCAGGAUGAUGAACAGACUGUUGAACCAGAUUGGUAUGUACCUGUUAUUCCAAUGGUUCUUGUGAAUGGUGCUGAAGGUAUUGGUUCUGGUUGGAGCACGUCAAUUCCGUCAUAUAAUCCAGAAGAUAUUGUGGAGAAUAUCCGGCGCAUGAUGAAAGGAGAUGAGCCUGAAGAAAUGACGCCCUGGUAUAAAGGCUGGAAGGGUGAAAUCAGAAAGAUUAGUAAGGACAGAUAUCGGAUUGAAGGUACUAUUCAUCAGGUUGAUGAAAGCACGUUGCAUAUCACCGAAUUGCCAGUUAAAAUGUGGACAAUCACUAUGAAAGAGUUUUUGUUGAAAGGGUUGGCCGGUACUGAAAAACAGAAACCUUGGAUCAAGGAUAUGGAGGAGGAUCAUGGUGUCGGCAUUAAGUUCAUUGUGAAAUUAUCUCCCGAAGAAAUGGCCAAGAGUUUAAGGUGUGGGCUUAAGGAGAGAUUCAAGUUGAUCUCCAGUAUCAGCACCAGCAACAUGGUUCUUUUCGAUGCCACAGGCCGGAUUAAGAAAUACGAGAACGCCGAACAAAUCAUAGAAGAUUAUUACCAUGUUAGGCUGGACUAUUAUCAAAGACGUAAGGAUUACAUGGUCACGGAUCUCUCUAAUCAGUUGGAAAAGUUAUCAAGUCAGGCUCGGUUUGUCGAGAUGAUUAUUGAGAAAGAUCUUGUUGUCAAUAACAAGAAACGCCCGGUUAUUGUCAAAGAGUUGCAGAAUAAGGGAUUCCCUGGAUUCGAUAAGAAUAAUGAUCCUGUUAGGGUGAAAGCUGCUGAGAUGGAUUUGGAAACCGAUAAGGAGGGAAGCUCUAAUGGUGAUGACGAUAAUGAUGAUGAUGAUGAUGACGACGAGGAAAUUGUUGCUGCAGCUGAGGAAGAAACAGGUAUGGUUGUUAAUAAUAACCGUAGUGUUACAUCCUUGUAUGACUACUUGUUGGGUAUGCAGAUUUGGUCGUUAACCAGAGAAAGGUACCUGAAAUUGUUGAAGCAGAGAGACGAGAAGGAGUCUGAAUUGACCAUUCUUUUAGGUAAGAGUGCUAAGGACCUCUGGAAUGAGGACUUAGAGGAGUUUGUGACGGCAUGGCACAAGUUCUUGAAGGAGGAUGAGGAUAGGCAAAAAUUAAUGGUUCCGGAUGCUCCGUCUCAAAGUAAAAAGAAACGUAGUCGGAAGCGCAAGGUUAAGACUGAGAAUGAAAGCGCACAAGUCAAAAAGCCCAAGACUUUGAAACAGUCGAAGCUAUCUGUUAAAAAAGAACUUGAUGAUCCUUCAAUUUUAAAAUAUGCUAAGGGAGCCGCCGCAAAGCAGUCAUCUAAGAAAGAGAUGAAAGAGGAGGAAACAUCCACCCCUUUCAAGAGUGUUUUUGGAAAACCUAAGGGUAAAUCGAGCUCUCCGUUUGGUGGUAAGUUUACCGCUGCGUUCUCUGCCUUCAACAGCAGCGAUUCAAUAAAGUUGGAAGAUGACAACGAAUUGGAGAGCACUGCUAUUAAGGAAUCUUCAGAAGAACCUUUGAAGCCUAAAAAACGUGUAAGGGUUAGGAAGAUUGCUAAGAAGGUCGAAGAUGACUUCUUGGAAGAUGAUGAUGACGAUGAAAUUGUCCAGUUGGAUAGUGAUGAGGAUGACAUUGUGUCCUCUGUAAAGCAUGCCAGUAGAAGGGCCAUGACAAAGUCUUAUGCGGUGGAUGCUUCUUUUGAUGAUGAUGAGGUUGUCGCCCUUGCAGACGAUAGCGAUGAAAGCUACCAUGAGUACGAAUGA